Messenger RNA from Balaenoptera ricei (Rice's whale), 4700 nucleotides. RefSeq names its product glycerol kinase (gene GK). The record is from RefSeq and is a predicted model, not a curated record. Lineage: Eukaryota; Metazoa; Chordata; Mammalia; Artiodactyla; Balaenopteridae. Gene Ontology annotation, molecular function: glycerol kinase activity. Gene Ontology annotation, cellular component: mitochondrion. The transcript has 23 exons. Gene Ontology annotation, biological process: glycerol metabolic process; triglyceride metabolic process; glycerol-3-phosphate biosynthetic process. The coding region runs from base 180 to 1943 and encodes 587 amino acids.
UGGGCUGGAGGGGCGGGGUGAGAAGGCUCCGCGCCGGUAAAGGGGCCGCCCGAGCGCGAUCCGAGCCAUCUACUGCUGCCGGCCACCCGGACCUCCCGACUCGCAUCCCGCCCCUUCCCCGCCCGCCGCCGUCACCAGGGAAACGGGCCGCGACCGCCCGCCGACCCCAAGCUGGUUUCAUGGCAGCCGCGAAGAAAGCAGUUUUGGGGCCAUUGGUGGGAGCAGUGGACCAGGGCACCAGCUCGACGCGCUUUUUGGUUUUCAAUUCAAAAACAGCCGAACUACUUAGUCAUCAUCAAGUGGAAAUAAAACAAGAGUUUCCAAGAGAAGGAUGGGUGGAGCAGGACCCUAAGGAAAUUCUGCAUUCUGUCUAUGAGUGUAUAGAGAAAACGUGUGAGAAACUUGGCCAGCUCAAUAUUGAUAUUUCCAACAUAAAAGCUAUUGGUGUCAGUAACCAGAGGGAAACCACUGUAGUCUGGGACAAGUUAACUGGAGAGCCUCUCUACAAUGCUGUGGCUGCUCCAGUUUCUCCUGGCCCUUCAGAUCCAGCUGCUGUUGUUCCCUCUGGCUCUUCAGUUCCAGCUGCUGGCCCUUCCUCAGUGUGGCUUGACCUAAGAACCCAGUCUACCGUUGAGAGUCUUAGUAAAAGAAUUCCAGGAAAUAAUAACUUUGUCAAGUCCAAGACAGGCCUUCCACUUAGCACUUAUUUCAGUGCGGUGAAACUUCGUUGGCUCCUUGACAAUGUGAGAAAAGUUCAAAAGGCAGUUGAAGAAGAUAGAGCUCUUUUUGGGACCGUUGAUUCAUGGCUUAUUUGGAGCUUGACAGGAGGAGCCAGUGGAGGUGUCCAUUGUACAGAUGUAACAAAUGCAAGCAGGACGAUGCUUUUCAACAUCCAUUCUUUGGAAUGGGAUAAAGAGCUCUGCGAAUUUUUUGAAAUUCCAAUGAAAAUUCUUCCAAAUGUCCGGAGUUCUUCUGAGAUCUACGGCCUAAUGAAAAUCUCUCAUAGUCUGAAAGCUGGGGCCUUGGAAGGUGUACCAAUAUCUGGGUGUUUGGGGGACCAAUCUGCCGCACUGGUGGGACAAAUGUGCUUCCAGGAUGGACAAGCCAAAAACACGUAUGGAACAGGCUGUUUCUUACUAUGUAAUACAGGCCGUAAGUGUGUAUUUUCUGAACAUGGCCUUCUGACCACAGUGGCUUACAAACUCGGCAGAGACAAACCAGUGUAUUAUGCGUUAGAAGGUUCCGUAGCUAUAGCCGGUGCUGUUAUUCGCUGGCUCAGGGACAAUCUUGGAAUUAUAAAGACCUCUGAGGAAAUUGAAAAACUUGCUAAAGAAGUAGGUACUUCUUAUGGCUGCUAUUUCGUCCCAGCAUUUUCAGGGCUAUAUGCACCUUAUUGGGAGCCCAGUGCAAGAGGGAUCAUCUGUGGGCUCACUCAGUUCACCAAUAAAUGCCAUAUUGCUUUUGCUGCAUUAGAAGCUGUUUGUUUCCAAACUCGAGAGAUUUUGGACGCCAUGAACCGCGACUGUGGAAUUCCGCUCAGCCAUUUGCAGGUAGACGGAGGAAUGACCAACAACAAAAUUCUGAUGCAGCUACAAGCAGACAUUCUGUAUAUCCCAGUAGUGAAGCCCUCGAUGCCCGAAACAACUGCCCUGGGAGCUGCCAUGGCAGCAGGGGCUGCAGAAGGGGUUGGCGUUUGGAGUCUGGAACCUGAGGACUUGUCAGCUGUCACAAUGGAGCGGUUUGAACCUCAGAUCAACGCUGAGGAAAGUGAAAUUCGUUAUUCUACGUGGAAGAAAGCUGUGAUGAAGUCAAUGGGUUGGGUUACAACUCAGUCUUCAGAAAGUGGUGACCCUAGUAUCUUCUGUAGUCUACCCUUGGGCUUUUUUAUAGUGAGUAGCAUGGUAAUGUUAAUCGGAGCAAGGUACCGCUCAGGUAUGCCGUAAAUACUACCAACUCAUGGAUUCCAAAGAUACUAGAACUUAGAUCAAAGUUAAAUUGAGAAAGAAAUUGCAGGAAACGUGAAGCUCAGCUGUUAGCACUUGAUCAGGCACACUCUGAAGAAUUAACCUACAGCCGAAGAAGUAGUUUCUGGAAUGAUGAGCACCUUACUCGUUCUGUUAGAAAAGACUACAGUGUCCCAUCUCAGCAUCCAGAAAAUACCCUGCUGAGGUCAGCAGCCAUUAUCAAUAGGGUCUUGUGGUCAUGCCUAACCAUGACCUACUGGUUCCACUCUCUGCUUCAGUGUCUCUCUACCUGGGUGAUUUGGUGGAGUGAAGUACGCCAUUGUUCUCUGAACUCAAUAGCCAACACCUCAACCUUUUGUUCUCCAGGUAAUCAGUAAUAUAAGUAAUGCAUUUUUGCUUCUGUAAUAAUAUCUUAGAAUUUUUUAGUGUGUUUCUUUUGAAAUGCCUAAAGGUCAGUUCUUUGGCUUAUGGGUAUUUUGUAUCAUGUGGGAAUGAAGAAUGAUAGCUAUUUAGGAGGAACCACCAAUCAAAAUAUGUCAUAGCACAGAAACUGUAACAGUAUUGGCAAGUCUAGUAGGUAGUAUUUACCUCACAGUGUCUACCUAAUCGCAAAUAGAAGUUCAAAAAUUACUAUUUUUAUAGCUUUAAUGAGGUAUAAUUGAUAUACAGAAAACUGUACAUAUUUAAUGUAUAUACUUUGAUGAGUUCAGACAUAUGCAUACACCCAUUAUCCCAUUACCACAAUCAAGGUUAUAAACAUAUCCAUCACCUCCAAAAUUUUUCUUAUGUCCCUUUGCUUGUUGUGUUUGUGUGUUAAGAAUGCUUAACAUGAGAUCUACCCUCUUAAAUUUUUUAAAAUAUUUAUUUAUUUAUUUUUGGCUGCAUUGGGUCUUUGUUGCUGCGUGCGAGCUUUCUCUAGUUGUGGUGAGCGGGGGCUACUCUUCAUUGCGGUGCGCGGGCCUCUCAUUGCGGUGGCUUAUCUUGUUGCGGAGCAUGGGCUCUAGGCACGCAGGCUUCAGUACUUGCGGCGCACAGGCUCAGUAGUUGUGUCUCUCGGGCUCUAGAGCGCAGACUCAGUAGUUGUGGCGCACGGGCUUAGUUGCUCCACAGCAUGUGGGAUCUUCCUGGACCAGGGCUCGAACCUGUGUCUCCUGCAUUGGCAGGUGGAUUCUUAACCACUGUGCCACCAGGGAAGCCCUACCCUCUUAAAUUUUUAAGUGCACAAUACCGUAUUGUUAACUCUAGGCACUAUGUUGUACAACAGAUCUCUAGAACUUAUUCAUCUUGUGUAAUUAACUUCAUAUCCAUUGAACAACUCCCCAUUUCCCCCUCACCCCAGCCCCUGCUAGGCACCAAUCUCUUUUCUGUUUCUAUGAGUUUGACUUUUUAAGAUUCCACACAUGAAGUAAGAUCAUGCAGUAUUUCUUUCUGUGUCUGGUUUAUUUCACUUAGCAUAAUAUCUUCCAGGUCCAUCGAUGUUGUUAACAAUAGUAGAAUUUCCUUCUUUUUUUAAGGCUGAUCAAGAUUCCACUGCAUGCAUAUACCACAUUUUCUUUAACCAUUCAUCUGUCAAUGGACAUUUGGGUCAUUUCUAUAUCUUGGCUAUUGUGAAUAAUGCUGCAAUGAACAUGGGAGUGUAGAUAUUUCUUCAAGAUCCUGAUUCCAAUGCUUUUGGAUAUAUACUCAAAAGUGGGACUGCUGGAUCAUAUGGUAGUUCUAUUUUUAAUUUUUUUGAGGAGUCCUCAUACUGUUUUCCACAGUGGCUGUACCAUUUUACACUCCCACCAACAAUGUUACAAGUGUUCCAAAAAUUAUUUUUUAACUAGAACUUUGUAAUAACUUGUUUUAACUAAUAAUAUUUAAAUAAUGACGUUUACUUGAUCCGUUCUAGCAACCUAACAAUUUGUAAGGUCACAUAACAGGCAAUUAGUGGAAAACUGAGUGGCUUUUUUAAAACCAACUUGGUUGCUACUUGGUCUAUACUUUAUAGGUACAUAUCUUAGUUCUGGUCUUAUGAUAAAGUAUAAAUUGUGUUAAGUAUCAUAGACAGAAAACUCUCGCAAGUGUUUCCAAAGGUUUCCCUGUCAUCAGAUUUAGUGGAAAUGACCUAUUAAAUUACAUUUGGGGACUAUAAAGAUAAAUAUUCUGAGAAGCAUAAGAUAGUUUAAAAACAAGUUGCUCAACUAGACCAAUAUCUCUAUUUACCAGUUUUCAUCCUAUUUCAGGUAACUAGUUCUACCUGACAGCAUAAUAGUUGAGGAUAACAAUAUUUUAUUUUAAAAAGCAGCCUCAGGCCUUUUUCAGUUUUCCUGUGUAGUAUUAAAAUUAAGUAGCUUCUUUUAUUCCCCAUUAUUAAACCUGAUAUUAUUUAUGUCAUUGGUUGCUUAUUAUGAUAUGACUAGUUUACAAGUGGAUUUCAUAAAUAUCAGAUCAUUUAAAUCAUCUCCAAAACAUUCAUCAAAAGGAGGCUGGUUAAAUUAACUGUGCUACAGCCACACAAUAUAGAACAUGUAGCUUUAGAAAAGCAUGGGGACGCUGUCUAGAAACAUGGAAACAUCCAAGAUCAGUGAAAAAGCAAGGUGCAGAGGAGUGCAUAAGUGUGCUACCUUUCCAUUUAAAAAAAAAAAAAAGAAAAAAAGAAAAAACUAGGCUGUUUGCCUAUGCCGGACGGACACAUAAAGAAACUGGGAAGCUGCUGCAUAGCACAGGGAGAUCAGCUCGGUGCUUUGUGCCCAC